UGUCCAGGAGUGGUGCUGAAAGACAAGGAGGACAUCUAUCUUAGCAUCUGUGUGUUUGGCCAAUACAAAAAGACACAAUGUGUCCCAGCCAAUUUUCCACUGGUCUUCAAUGCCAGAAUGGUGUUUGAAAAGGUGUUCCCUGAAGCAGUAGACCCUGGAGAUGUGGUUGCACAGCUUGAAUAUGAUACAGCAUUGUUUGAGUUGAUUCAGCUAGUUCCACCAGUGGGUGAAACAUUGUCUACGUAUGAUGAAAAUACACGAGAUUUCAUGUUCCCGGGUCCAAACCAAAUUUCUGGACACCAUGAUUCAAACCGCCAGGUUACCAUGAGGAGGAUUUCUGGCCUUCGAGGAAUUGCUCCAAAGCUGGAAUUUUCUACAACUUCAGUGAUUACUGAAUGUCUGAUAAGUUCAAGGAAGUGCCGCACUCAGGAUAAAUUUAUUUACCAUACGGCUCCAGUUGAAAAAUCACAUGGCAGACUGCAAAGCAGAACAUCAACAUCAAGAUCACAAAAGAAAAAAUCCAAGUCACCUGAGAGAAAUAAAUAUUGCAUAAAUGCAAAAAACUACGAACAGCCUACAAUUUCUUCAAAAUCACACUCUCCAUCUCCCUACACAAAAAGACGCAUGUGUGAGCUAUCUGAAGACACCAGGCGGCGGCUGGCCCAUUUAAAUCUGGGACCCUAUGAAUUCAAAAAAGAAACAGAUAAACCUCCAUUUGUGAUUAGACAUGUCGACCCCCCAAGUCCCAGGGCUGAUGUUUUAUUUGGAUCUUCUGGCAGAGACUGUGAAAGAGAUGGAUGGUCUAGGAUGCACAAUGAUCAUUCUCAUCUUGGCUGCUACCGACCCAAGGAUUAUAAGGUUACCAGGACACCCCAUGGGAGAGACUUUGAUGACUCUUUGGAAAGGUGUGAUGAGUAUUUAAGCUCACGGUCAUGUAGCAAGCCACAGCAUUCAGCAAGGACCUUACUCGUCCAUUCAGCACCCUCAACAAUGCCGAAGCAUUCUCCAAGCCCUGUGUUAAAUCGAGCUUCUCUCAAGGAAAGAUUCCAUUCUGAUUGGUGUUCACCUUCAAACUGCGAUGAGAUCCAUGACCGGGUAAAAAAUGUCUUGAAAUCACAUCAGGCUCAUCAAAGACAUUUAUAUAAUGAGAGAGACCCAGAGAAAGAAGAUGAACUGGAACUGAAAAGAGGUCUUUUAUACAGAGACUCUGCCUAUGACAGUGACCCAGAGUAUAGCUCAUUUCAGCGGCCACGUGGCACUCUCCAUUUGGAUGAUGGUGAAUACUGGUCCAACAGGGCAGCCUCUUAUAAAGGAAAAUCCCACCGACCCAUCUUUGAAAACAGCAUGGACAAGAUAUACAGGAACUUGUACAAAAAGGCCUGUAGUUCUGUUUCUCAUACACAGGAAAGCUUCUGAGACCAUCCAUGAUAAACUGUAUGGGUGUCUGUGUCAACUUCUCAAUGAAAAUGUUUGAUGUGAUCAAUAUCUGUAUUCUUUUUUUUUUAGCAGGUGAUUCUGAGUACAGUAGUUAAAUGUGAAUAAGUUUAUUGCUUCAAAUGGUAAAUUAUCAUAGGCAGUCCUUUUUUUUUUUAAUCACAGAAGAGAGUACUCUAUUCCAAAAGUCAAAGCUCUACACCACAAUCACAACUUCCAAUCUGAUUAUGAGAAGGAUGUUCUGCCGCAUAUAUGUCAGAUCUCCAUCUACAAAUCCAAGAAUAGAUUCUCUCUAGAAAUGGUCUUCUGCCUUAAUCACGUUGUGAUUUUCUUUUCAUCUGCUUGAUUGGUUAUCUUGUCUAAGAUUAAUAUGAACUCCUUUUUCUUGGUAAUGGGCAAAACGAUAAACAGUACAGAAAUGAAUUUCCUAAGUUUAAACCCUGUUUUGACUAGUAUUUUCUACUUAUUUAUGUCCCCAAAAAAGGUUACUUGUACUUCUUAGCUAAUAAGAAAUAGUUUUUUUUAAAGUUUAUAUAACCAUUCACUUCCUCUUCUGUCAAAUAACUAAGUUACCUAUAAUACGGUUAGCUAGAAAUAGCAGUGGCCAUGUGUGACCCAAAAUAUGACUAACUGAUUUUUAAAAAUAGAAUUCUUUGCAUGAUCUUAAGGUUAUCUUUUGGUGCAACCAGAAUCAGAACAUAGCUUUCAUUAGUAAGCAUAGAAAUAGACCAGAAAGAAUAAAGGGAUUAUAUUGUAAUUUUAAAAUCUUUAGAGUUUUCAUAGGUGUACCGAAUGGUCCAGGAA
Messenger RNA from Odobenus rosmarus divergens (Pacific walrus), 2238 nucleotides. RefSeq names its product spermatogenesis associated 6 (gene SPATA6). The transcript is spliced from 12 exons. The record is from RefSeq and is a predicted model, not a curated record. Gene Ontology annotation, molecular function: myosin light chain binding. Bases 118 to 1416 code for a protein of 432 amino acids. Gene Ontology annotation, biological process: spermatogenesis; motile cilium assembly. Lineage: Eukaryota; Metazoa; Chordata; Mammalia; Carnivora; Odobenidae.